Anastrepha ludens (Mexican fruit fly) is the source of this 1123-nucleotide messenger RNA. RefSeq lists its product as uncharacterized. The record is from RefSeq and is a predicted model, not a curated record. Bases 416 to 1123 code for a protein of 235 amino acids. Lineage: Eukaryota; Metazoa; Arthropoda; Insecta; Diptera; Tephritidae. The transcript has 4 exons.
UUUCUUUUAAUUUGUUUUGUAGUUCCGUUUUGCCGUGAAUAGUUGAUUCUUGUGUUGGUUCUGGUUCUCGUAGCUCAUAUUUCACUCGAAAAGUACGUUUUAGGUGAAUUUGCAUUUGAUUUUCUGCUAGGAAAAUUAAAGGCUUUUAUGGAAAAUAUAUGCGUGUGCCUGAAUGAAUAGUGCCAAAAAUUCGCACUGAAAAUGUUUUUUGUGCAAACAGUGCAACGGUUGCAAUGUAUAGUGAAAGUGUAGGGCGAGAACGCUAAGCGUAAGAGGGAAAUUAAAAGAAAUGUUGCAAAAAAAGUACCGCGAAUUCAGUGCAAAAAAAUGAGUGUUAUUUACAAAUUAAUGAAAACUUGAAAUUUUUACUAAAAAAAAAUUUAAAAGUGUGCGGAUGUGUGUGUAUGCAUAAAAUAUGCGGUCCCACUUGCGAUUAGCCUAUUUGAGCCUCUUAUCGGUGACGUGUAUUUCGAGUUGUUUCCUCUUCUUAGUGCUUCUCACAGAGAACGCUAAAUAUGUAGUUGCAUGUAGUGAUAUAGCUGGAGCAGUGUUACCCGCUGAAACCGAUGCGCCUAGUGCCACUGACGCGCCGGCAACAGUAGCACAUGCAGAAAUUUUACCGAAUUAUAAAAAAUUGAGAAAUGAAGAAGAAGAUGCCACAAUAAUGGCCCCAAAACCAGUUGCUCCAGCUGUUUCUAAUAUGCUGGACAAUGUUGUUGACGAAGGCCUAGCAGCAGCCUCUGCAGAGGCAGAGGCAGGAACGGAGUCAACUGAAGGCUGGCUGUUGCCAAGUGCUCUUGAUAGUGCAAGUGCAACUGCAAGUGAUUUAGAUAUAAAAGAAAAUAUAAAUGAUGCAGUUAAAGCUGAAGUGCGCGAGCAAAAGCAGGAAACAGUCAAAGAGGAGUUCGCAACAGCUGAUGCUCUGCCGGCGUCGCACAGCGAUGACUUGCAAAGUGCAGAAGCAAAAGCCGGCGCACAUGAAAGAUGGAGCACAACUCAUAUGAGUUGCUACCAAACACACACACCCUCACACACUUUCUAUUGUACGCGCACAGUUCGAGUUGUUAGUGGUGAAGGUGGUGAAGGUGGUGGCAUCAGCGUCGGUGGCGGUGGCGGUGGUUAA